Exophiala xenobiotica is the source of this 2906-nucleotide messenger RNA. RefSeq lists its product as uncharacterized. Lineage: Eukaryota; Fungi; Ascomycota; Eurotiomycetes; Chaetothyriales; Herpotrichiellaceae. The transcript has a single exon. The coding region runs from base 150 to 1007 and encodes 285 amino acids. The record is from RefSeq and is a predicted model, not a curated record.
UUACUCCGUACUCCGUACUCUUUUUGAAAGCUACUACUCACUCCCUGUACUCCGUGCUUCAUUUCACUCCUGUCAGCCUCCUUCUUGCUCGUCCUCGACGCCGUGCUCAUGUUGUCGUUCUUGUCUGGGAGGCGUUCAGUCUACGAAAGAUGCUGACCCUAGCUUAUCCAUCACUGUUGUUCGGCCUUCUUCUGACCCAAGGAGCCCUUGCGCAGAAUGUUGGGCAGUGGAACAUACCUGAGGGGACUAGGCCGAAUUUCACCGAUGUCUACAACAAUGGAAACAGCAUCACCUGGUCGUGGCAGGGUAUGAACCGUUCCAUGUCCGACUUGUGGUUGACCAGCUUCGAUCCCACAGCCUCGUACGCCCUACGUGUCGCUUCAAACAUCAACAUUACCGAGCCCGGAACGCUGCCCUGGACGAUCACUGUGACCGAGACGCAGAUCGAUAUUGACGACCGCUUUUGCCUAAGAUUCGUCCUUACAGGGACAGAUAUUUUUCCACUCCACGCCGACCAAUUUCCCAGUCCAGCAUUCCUGAUUCUGAAGCGCGGACAGACACUAUCUGCGACGACCGCCUCGAGCCCUGCCAAUGUGCGCAGCUCGAGUGUUGGCGCAACGUCGGCUGCCGCGACGAACCCCUUCAGCACGACCUCGUCUUCCCCAUCCAUCUCCGCAACUCCCCAUCCAGCUAUCGACCCACCCCGUCCAGGUCUCAGCGCAGGAGCCAAAGCAGGGAUUGCUGUUGGCGUGGCUGCAGUGUUGGUGAUCAUACUCGGUCUAUCAUUCUGGGUCAUGAGGUUGUACCGACGAGUCAAAGCUGCCUCCAACCACCACUCCAAGGGGAUCAUUCCAGAAUAUCACGAGUCCAUGCCAACGAAUGCUGCCGAUGCAACCCCAACCAUCAAAUAUAUCUCCGGUGUUCACGAGGUAGUGGGUGAUAGGAGACAACCUACAGAGAUGAGUACGAAGCGGGAAGAGAAGGUCAUAUAUGAAAUGGCAGGCUGAUUCAUGUCUGCUUAUGGGAACAACUCGGUGUAAAAGUCAGUUUGUCUAAGAUAUAUCUCACUCAAGCGCUUGAAAAGACGUGCGCACAGCGAAAUGAAUGGUUUGGACGAAUUGACGACUGCCUCUCUGGCAACAACGCUCCAAGCCUUACAAGUAAGAAGGACUCUGUGGCCGAGAUAUCAUUUCAGCAUCAACUUGGUGUUUUGAUGCUCGUUCUCCGCCACAUGAGGUGUUCCCUUCUCACCAUGCACGGUACAAGGCAUGCGGUCCCUAAGGAUCAGAACCUGCUGCGGUGACCAGGUCAUUUCGCACCCAAGUCGCACUCAGCAUCGACCGUACCUUUCUCAAAUGGUCCCACCGUAGCGCCUAUGGAAGUCAAGUCAAGAAGCCCUUGUUCAUCGAGCACGAGAUGACGUCUAUGGGCAGCGUUCGAGAUGAUGCCGCAACAAAUGCUCAGAUCUACAAAGGAAGAUUCGACGACACUUAAGCAAGACCUGAUGGCGGUUGCCCUCGCACGCACUUUGAUCGGUCUUUCAGCACUCGCCAGCACUUGCACAUCGACUGAUCCAGAGGCCCGAGUUCGUUGCUUCCUAUUAAGCGAUCCGCUCCUUCCUCGACACAGGUCCACGCCACCUGCGACCGACACAUCUCAAGCCCAACGGUUGCUGGCUUCGAUCAGCUUCUCACAAACGUUAAUCUGUAUCACAGCUUUGCUUUGCAUAUUUUUUCAUACUCAUAGCUAUCAGUCUGCUUUACACAGAACGCCGUUUGUCCAGUCUGGACCUUUGAUCUCACAAUUUGGUUACGGAUACCCUCGUUUGUCCUACCGGCCCGCGAUCUCUUUCCGACUUCGAGUUCAGGAUGAGCCCUUGUGCAGAGACGUCUAGGCACCCAGGCAACGCCGCCAUGGAAGUUGAGACGGAUACCACAGACCUCGAAGAACGUAUUUGGGACAUCAGGAAGGAGCUAUCAAAGGCCGAGGCAUUGGCGAUGCUCAGGACAAAUUUGAGCCUGGACAAAAUAAAGCUGCAAACUAUGACUUCCGGAGAAAGACUGUCUGCUGCCGAUCGAAGUUUAAUAGGCAUAAUCCUGCAGGCCGUCCCUCUCGCUCGAUUGUCCACCCACGCCACUUUAUUCAUCCUGUUUAUCAGCUAUCUCCGGGUGAGGUCACUGGAAUGCAUCAGGGUGACCAAUCUGAACAAUGACACCGCCUGCGCUCUCUAUGCCUGGAAAGCUGAAGUGGUCUUAACACUGAUCCGGGGGAUUAUUCAAGAACGACAAAAAAUCCAAUAUUCAUUUGAUGCACUACGGUACUCGAUUUCAACGGAUUGUUGUUGUGGUACUAUCAGGAACAGAUGCGAUCAGGACUUCGACAAGUUGAGAGACAAUGAAAGACGUAUCCGCGCAUCCGAGGAACGUUUUCUGUCUGAAAUGUCUCGCCUGUCGGCGUCACCAAUCAUCGUCGAGACAUUACGGUCGACGGGAGUUGGAGGACAUGCUGAAGGAUCAUGCGCACUCUGGGAAGUGCUCAGACAUGAAAUAAAGAGCAUUCCGGCCGCAUGCCAUAUAGAACUACCAGACCUUGCUCUGCCUUCAAAUGUGACGCUCUUGGGCGGUGCCUUGCAAAUAUUGUGCCGGAAAGGGGCUGUGGCAAACAAGAGUCGAGGAGAAAAGGCUGCAGAUCUGGGAUGCGGGACACGUUGGCUCUAAGGUCUCGAAGGUGCAUCUAUCUUGGUAGUUUAGAGGAAGCGAAUGUCUUUCCUUCAGAUAUCGCGCAGGAUGGUCAAAUGAUAUGGAUCACCAAACGCAGCUGGCGUACUCGUAUCUUCAUCGUUCUUCCUCAUUAGUGAACACAUGGCACAAUUACAAUGACAGGACAAUCCGCAUUCGAAUACCAAA